Lycium ferocissimum is the source of this 872-nucleotide messenger RNA. RefSeq lists its product as uncharacterized. NCBI's taxonomy places the organism in Eukaryota, Viridiplantae, Streptophyta, Magnoliopsida, Solanales, Solanaceae. The coding region runs from base 10 to 534 and encodes 174 amino acids. Gene Ontology annotation, molecular function: zinc ion binding. The record is from RefSeq and is a predicted model, not a curated record. The transcript is spliced from 5 exons.
AAUUUCUUCAUGACAAUGAACUCAAUUUAUCAAAUUCCUCCUAUGAUCACCAAAGCCAGCAAAGUUGACCUUGAAGCUGGAAACGUUGACCAAAUUCAGUGCCGUAUUUGCCUUGAAACUGAUGGUAGGUAUUUUAUCGCACCUUGUAAAUGCAGGGGUACAUCAAAAUAUGUUCACCGAGGAUGCCUUGAUCAGUGGCGUGCUGUUAAGGAAGGAUUUGCAUUUUCCCAUUGUACGACUUGCGAGGCCCCUUUUUACUUGAGAGUUAACGAUCUUCAGAGAAAAUGGAGAACCUUAAAAUUCCGGUUCUUUGUGACCACAGACAUUUUAUUCAUCUUUCUCGCAGUUCAGCUUAUUAUAGCUUCAUUGGGAUUUCUAGUGUAUGUGAUUGAUAAACACCAGAUGUUUUGGCUUAAUGUGCAUUGGGGGUUUGGUAGUGAACUGAGCUUCUAUUACAUAUGCGGUAAAACAUAUUCAUAUGCAGUAGUUAUCAACAUUAAUUUAUGUAUACUUGUCGAAUUGUUAUCUGAUUAGCUGACCAAUCCAGAAUAAUGCACACAUGUUCAGAUACAGUUGUUAUCUGCCCAUGUUGACAUGUAACUUCGGUCCCAAGAGGUCUGAUAGACCUGAUUUUCCCUCCUGGUUUUGGAAUUAUAUGUCUUAUUUAGUUGUAUUGGUAAAUGAGAUUUGGUUGGGGAGGGGUGGUGGAAGAAUAUGAGAUAAACAAUAUUUACUUAGAUAUUCCAAAGUUUUCGCAUCGUAAGAGUGCAAGAUCCUUGCAUGGCUAUUCUGUUGGAACUUCGGACAGAAAGGUGCUAUUGUGUUGUCCAACUGUCCAUUCCUUGGAUUGCUAUAAAGCUAAUUAGCACCUU